GAGGAGAGAGAGAGAGAGAGAGAGAGAGAGAGAAAGAGAGAGAGAGGUGGGGGGAAACAGCUGCAAGCGGAUACUCAACAUCAACAAGCUGUAUGAGGCAUCUGUAAAGAAGAAGCAGGGAUUUGACGAGGACAGCAAGGGGGUUCCUCACGUUUUUCUCUUUGGUUUCCAGAACUGAGGCGUGGAGCUUGCAAGAAUAUCCUACAAGUGGUGAAGCGAUGGUUUAGCGGAGCAAUUUGGUAGAUUUUUUUAUUUUUUUUACAGCACGCCCGCCCGACGACACUGUAAUUCCGAGCAGCAAUCCCACAAACAUCUGUGGACGCUCUCUCUGGUGGGAGAUGGCUGUUUUCCGGCUGUCGUUGCUGCUGCAAGUGGGAUUUGUGAUCGGAUCAAACCAUAAAUACGCGGAAUGGUCCGCGCAUGGGGAAGAUAUCAGAACACAGGAGGCGAUUUACGGCGCUCAGACGCACCGUCGGCAGCUGGCGCAUCUCCGUGCGCCUCUUCACCCACCCGGGGAGACGGUGGAGCUGGCGCAAAAAAUAGAGGAGCAUCUCCCCAGGGUGGUCACCGCUUUUCUUCACACGGGGGACUCGACCACCUUAAAGCACGCCAACUGUUCGCGGAGGUACGAGCUCACCUCUCUGCGGGGAAGGUCACACGCCACCCCGCAUUACUCCAUGGGCAGCGUGCUGGAUACGGUGCUGCACGCCACAAACUUCCUCAACAUGAUCUUGCAAGCCAACAGGUCCAGGGAGCACAGUCUCCGGCGAGACAUUGAGUGGUACCAUGCCUUAGUCAGGAGUAUACUGGAGGGAGACGCCAAGAUUCACCGGGCGGUUGUCACUUUCAGCGCGGAUCCAUCCGUGACGGGGCCCUCGGUGCUUCUCCAAGCCACCAGGGCCGGUGGAGAGAUAGUCCUCCAAGACCUGUCCAGCACUGCCCACCACUAUCUGCACAACCGCACAGCAGACACAGAGUGGUACCACGAAGUUAAAGAGAGGAAGAAGCCCGGCUUCCAUAAGAGGGUGCUGAGCCAAGACUUCACAUCAGUUGACAAUUCUUUAAAAAGAGGAGAGAGUUUUAUCCCGGACAAGACACAUGUCAAAUGGUCUGCGCCCUACCUGGAGUGUGAAAAUGGGAAUUUUGUUCCCCGGUGGCUUUUGACCUUAUCAGCUGCUUUCUAUGGCCUGAAGCCCAACCUGGCCCCUGAAUUCAGGGGUGUGGUGCGAGUGGACAUUAAUCUGCAGGAUGUUGAUAUCGACCAGUGCUCCACCGACGGCUGGUUUGCUGGAACCCAUCGAUGCAACCUGACCACUAUGGAGUGUUUGCCGAUCCACGGUCAUGGAUUCGUCUUAGACAAGUACAAGUGCCACUGCAAGAAAGGAUUCUACCACCCCAACAGAGUGGCUGUCAACGGCUUUACACGGAUUGGGAAAAAGGGAAAAGCUGCAGAAAGCGGUCCCAACGCGGACGAGGGGUCCUCCAGCGACUGCCUGCCGUGCCAGCAGGGCUGCGCCUACUGUAAGGACGACACCCCCUGUGUGGCACGAGAGGACGGCGCUCUUCGCAUGGCGGUGCUCUCCUUCCAGAGCCUGUGCAUGCUGAUUGUCUUCAUUAGCAUGGUGCUCAUCUACCAUUUUCGCCGGAAUAAGAGUAUCAGAGCAUCAGGUCUAGUCCUGCUGGAGGCCAUCCUGUGUGGAGCUCUGCUUCUCUACUUUCCGGUCGGGAUUCUUUAUUUCCAGCCGAGUGUUUUCCGAUGCAUCCUGCUGCGAUGGGUCCGAAUGCUGGGUUUCGCUACCGUCUACGGGACACUGACUCUCAAGCUGUACAGGGUGCUGAAGGUGUUCCUCUCCCGGACAGCCCAGAGGAUCCCCUACAUGACCAGCUGGAGGGUGCUGCGUCUGCUGGGCAUCAUCCUGCUCAUUGUGUGCUGGUUCCUGGUGGCGUGGACAUCUGCCGUCUGUCAGAACCCGGACAGGAAGUCGGCUCUCAUCGACGUGGGCUACACGCCCGACGGGCUGCAGUUCAGCAUUUGCCUGCUGGAUCGCUGGGACUACAUGAUGGCUGUUGCUGAGUUCCUCUUCCUGCUGUGGGCGGUGUACCUGUGCUACGCUGUGAGGACGGUGCCGUCGGCGUUCCACGAGCCUCGCUACAUGGCCAUCGCUGUUCACAACGAGCUCGUCCUGACGGCGAUAUUCUACGUCAUCAGGUUCACUCUCGCUCCUGAGCUCCACCCAGACUGGAUGCUCCUACUGUUCUUCACCCACACACACUUAACUGUAACAGUUACACUGGGUCUGCUGCUCGUUCCUAAGUUCCUGUUCGCUGGCACCCACAUGAGGGAUGACAUCGCCUCUGAGGCCUACGAGGACGAGCUGGACAUGGGUCGAUCCGGGUCGUACCUAAACAGCAGCAUAACGUCCGCGUGGAGCGAACACAGUCUGGACCCCGAGGACAUUCGGACACCAGACGAAAUGGGCCAUCUCAGUUCUAUUAAUGGCUGUGGCGUAAGAUCUUGUGACAGUCUUUGGGAAAAACGUACCAACGAGGAGCUGAAGAAACUCUACUCACAGCUGGAGAUUUACAAGAGGAAGAAGAUGCUGGCAAACAACCCUCAUCUCCAGAAGAAGCGCAGCUCCAAGAAAGGGCUGGGUCGCUCGCUAAUGAGGCGCAUCACCGAGAUUCCCGAAUCUGUGCACCGGCAAUGUAGCCGCGAAGACAAGGAGGCCGGGGAGCAUGGGAGCAAUCGUAACAGCAUCUGCAUGUUGAAGAAAAACCCUUUCGACCCGCCUCACCCAGGAAAACCAGCGAAGGAGGAGACGCUGAAGAACAAGGUUUUCUCCCUGAAGAAGUCCCACAGUAGCUACGACCACGUGCGCGACCAGAGUGAAGACUCCAACAGCUCGGCAACGGACAAGAUGGAGGUGACCACAGCCGAAGGCUCUCUCCUGGAUACACUCAUGGGCAAGAAGCUGGUCAAGAAGAAAUCUAGUGAGAAUAUAAACGUCCCCAGUGAAUCUACAGAAUCGGUUCCUUUGGUCUGCAAGUCCGCCAGCGCCCAUAACCUCACCGCAGACAAGAAACCGAUUCACCCCAGAGCGUCCAUGCUGCAGAAGUCGCUCAGUGUCAUCGCCAGUGCCAAAGAGAGGACUUUGGGCUUGGCAGGAAAGACCCAGAGUGCAGAGGACAGCAAUAAGAAGAGUCAGCCAAAGAGCAAAGACACAAGGGCCAGUGCAGAGCUGGAUAAUGAAUGCCAACCCAAGAUGAUUAUUAGCCAGUCGGUUGAGUACAAACAGAGUGCGGCGAAAGGUAGGAUCAUGAAGCAGCCGGUGAGCGGCAGCGAGCCUUCAAUCUGCUCCGAUCCAGCCAAGGGAAAGGACCUCUACGACCUCUCGGAAGUGUGCCCUUGGGAAGUGGAAGAUCUCCCGACUCCGUCCGAAAACAAGGUCCAAAAGCACGUAUCUAUAGCGCCGAAGGAAACCACAACGGUUCACGGAGGAAGCACCAAGGGAGGCAAAUCUCAGCAGCAGAAGCAGAGAGCGUCCGAUCAGUCGCCAUCAAGUGGAAGGAAUUCAAAGGAGAUUCAGAAGACGACUGCUGUUCGAGCUGACGUAUGUCCGUGGGAGGAUGCAGGUGAGAGUAAUGCUAGUCAACAGGAAGGGUCAAAGCAACAGGUAUCCAGUCAGGCUAGCCAGCUGGCUAAAACACAGCCGCCUCAGUCUGCAGUAGAAAGCGCCAAAACCCAGCGGGCAGACGUUUGUCCAUGGGACUUCGAAGAGGCUCAAAAGACAACAGAGUUGGCUCGCUCGCCGGAUAUGACAAAGCAGAGAAAAGGUACGUCUCCAGUGGAUGGGAGAGGAAGAAGUUCCCUUUCGGAUUCAUCCAAAAUCGGAGCCUCACUCCAGCUACCACCUCCAAAAGCUGAUGUGUGUCCCUGGGACUACGACAGUGCGGCAGUAUCUCCGAAUUCUGAGAGGACGCCGAGUCCGUCUCGAGGUUCCAAAACCACGGAGUCCCCUUCGAAAAAGAAGGGUACGCUUUCCACAAGAACGCUUGAGACAGAGAAAUCAAAAGACGCUGAUGAUGAGAAAAGUAGAACAAAAGCUAAGGACAAGAGCAAAUCUUCGGAGAAACACGCGAGCCAACAGAAAAUGGCGGAUGUUUGCCCGUGGGAUGUCGAGGGUCACCAGGAGGUGCCGUUGGUAGAAAAAAGGAAAAGCGCAAACGUUGGAGCAGCCAAAGUGAAACAGGCUGAAGUGUGUCCGUGGGAUUAUCAGGAGACGUCGGAUACGAAAGGUACAGACAAAAGUGCUGCUGCAGUGAAACAGAGCAGUCCGAAUCCCAAAGGCGGGAUUGUCAGCGCCGUGAAAAAGGCAGAUGUUUGUCCCUGGGACUUUGAGGAUAGCACAUCAAGCAAGAAGGCAUGACACUAAACCUUAAUGGACCACUGCAAUUAUAGUUAUUGAUGUAUACUUUUUUUUCCACUUUGAAAUCGUUAAAUAUUACCUUUUACUAUUAUUAGUGCGGUGACUUGGAAGAAAAGUUGAUCAGAUUCCACAAGUUGCCUUCCUUUCCGAGGUUUUUGUUCCGGUUUUACCUAUUUUGAAAAUAAGUAAAAUGUACAAAAAACUAAACAAAAGUCAUGACGAGCAUUCCAGAUUAUUCCAGGAAAAUCCUGAAGAUAAAUUGUAGACGAAUUAUGCAACUUUUGAUUCAGCCUUUUCACUUCACGAGCGACUUUUAUCUCAUGUUACAUGGUUCUCAGCAUCACCGACAUCAUCACUCCUUGGGACGAGGACGCGACGUGACGUUAGAAAGUUGUAGAGGAGAAAUUAAAAAUAUUGUUUUGUGUAAGAAUAAGAAGUAAACUAAACUACAGAAGUGAAAGCCAAAGAUUAAGGGAACAUUUACAAAGAGGGAUGUUGGUCUUUAGGCGGUAAAGUUAAUUUAUUAGUUUGUGUCCAAAGCUUGGCGCAGAGGCAAGGACACAGAAGGGAAAUCAAUCUAUAGCACUUUAGCCAGCCCCAUUAAUUAAGAACGGAGGACGGGAGACUCUGUUCUUCUUGUACAUUUCGUCUUCUUAUUUUCAACUUCAUGGCAUGAUAAUCACGCAGGAUAUCACACCACACCAACCAAAAUUAGACAUGUUUUUCUUUCUUUUUUUUUUUUUUGUUUAGAUCUAUUUAAUUGUAGUUCUCGGCAGAUUAAAAAUGCUUCCAAGUCUGCUGAGAUGUACUGUAUGUGCCUAACUUAACUAGCAUUGUCUUGUAUUAGUCUGAAGUAAAAGCAAGUGGCUUCACCUUCAGCAUUUUGUGACGGUGAAUUAUAUAAACAGCAUGCACAGCCAGGUGUGGAGAGUAGUCGGACCAUAACCCGGCUUGUCAACGAAGGCAGUUAACGUGUUGACGAGUAUAUAAUGUUGUUUUACUUUUCUUUUCUGAAUGCCAGUCACUCACUCUCCUGCUUUCAUGUUUCCCGAAGCUCAUUCAGGGCGGUGAAGAUCAUAUGAGCAGCAGCAGUAACUUGAAUGUGUGUCAAUAUGAUUCGUGUGUAAACUGUUUAAAGAAAAAAAGAAAAAAAAUAGUAGGGACAGAGAAAUUCUGACGGGCUACUGGGAAAAUUAUUUGCACCAGCUUUGUUUAUGAAUCCAGCAUGGGUCUAUGUGUUUGGCUUGCACCAAGUGUGUGUGUGUGUGUGUGUGUGUGUGUGUGUGUGUGUGUGUGUGUGUGUGUGUGUGUGUGUGUGGACAUGGAUUUAAAGUAAAACUUCUCUGUCUCAAACACCAAAGUCGAAGAUGAACAUGCCACCGAUUUCAGUUUAAAAUCAGCGGAUAGAAAUCGCUGUUUUAAAAUAAUAAUUGUGGUUUAUUACAACUUGGGUUUUUAUUUUUAUUUUUUAAGUUUUUCCACCAUCAUUUCUAUUGGUAACAGUGACAUUGUACUCAUCAAGUUAAAUGCUCAGACCUGGGUUGGUAUUUCUGUUAAUUGAUUGACAACACCAAUUACAGCUGCAUCAAUGUGUUGGUGGCCAUUACUCUGAAGCUCCGCCCCCAUUCUUAAUCCCGCCUCUAAAGAUCUGAUUGGCCGAUAGUUUCUCCAAUGGGGGGGGAGACAAGACGCUUCUAAAUAAAGCCAGUAAGAUAUUGGCUUGUUUUGUUUUAAACGGACCAAUCAUAUUUUUCUUUUCUUGUCAGAUUUUGUUGAAGCAGUUACUUUGGUGAGUACAAUGAUAUCAUAACUGAAACCCCCCCCCCCCCCCCCCUCAUAUUUCAAGAAUAAGUAUUAAUCUGCUGUUAAUUCAUGUUUUUUUUAUUUUCCUUUGUGAAUUGAGAGUUCACAAGUAGCAUAAUGCAUGUUCUUCCCUGUUUAAUGCAAACUAGGCUGAAACCCAACUGAUUGAUUAUGCUAAUAACUUUAGAACUAGACUUAGCAAUGUGGUUAUCAAUUACUAAUUUGACUAAACCUUUUGAAGGUUUUGAUUUGUUCAGUGUUUUGUAUCAAAAUGUCUAAAUAUUCAUCAUGCACUAUCCAUCCUGGGAUUACAGUGAGAAAAAAAUAAUAAUUUCCCACUUAUAUUCAAAAUAAUACCUGUUGAUCAGCUGACAAUAUUUGCAGCAGUGUGAGGAGAACUACGUAUCAAUAUAGCAUCUACAGUACUUUAUGGUAUCUCGUGAGAUUUACAUGGUAUCACUGAGUGUCGUCACCGAUUGUAAUUAUCUGUAUUUGAUGUCAAAUUCCUCUUGACAAAAUAUACAAGCUCUGUAGGAGUCCUUACUAACUGUGAUUUAAAAAAAAAAUAAAAUAAAAAAGUCAGUGCUCGUCAGUGAGAAUUUUAACCAAGUCCUCAUUUGAUUAAACACUCUAAAUUUCUGUAGCACAGAAACGAUCCAGUGACAAAUAUUUGUAGCUGCUCUUAUCCGACUUUGUUUAACGUGCUCUACAGCUAGACUCCAUAAACGUGAUUUAGACGCCACGUCUUAUAUCUGCCUCCACCGACUGAGAAAUUACCCCUGCUCCUGAGCUGCGGAGGGUGGUGGUGGAGGAGGGUGGGGCCCAGUCUGAGAUAUUUCAAAAUGUGGAGUGUUUGCCUUUCAGCGUGAGAUUUGUCAUCACCUCUGCUUUAUGAGCUCCUUUAGGAACAGUGUCUGAGAAGAACUGCCACCGCGCGUGGAUGGAUUGUGAUGCCUCUGUGGAUCUAUGUGAUAUUUAUGAAACCAGAUGUUAGGCGUCAUCCAUCACAUGCGUCGCGGUGGCGGAUGCGGGAUCCUGUUAUUUGGGAUUUCCUGACCUCUGGUGCGACGACAACAACAACAACAACAAAAAAAAACCCUUUCUGUUUUUUCUUUAAAAACUGACUCCAGUCUUUUCGCAAUCACUGCCGCAUUAGAUUUUACUGCCCUGGGUGAUGAAUAAUAUGCUGUAUAUUUUUAUUGUCCUUGUAGGAAAAGUCCACAUGUUCUUCACGACCUCAGACUGAGCUCAUACAGGCUCUGAAGCAGCUGUGAUUUGGGUAAAAUUCAAUAUAUUUAUUUAAAUAAAAGCGCCAGUGACAAGCAAUAUUUUCUAGCUAUUUUCAAGCAAAGAAAGGCGUCAAUACACGUUUUUAUUCAGUGAUGUUGAUUUUUAACUUUUACACACGUGGCCCGUGAGAUUUUACAGAUCGGUGAAGGGUGGGAGCUCAAAGGAAAAACACACUUAUAAUUAAAAUAGUCUUAGAAAAUACUUACACAGUGCAAUAUCCCACCAUUAUACGAAGGAUUACGUCACUUUUUCUUUUUCAAUCAACAAUCAACCUACUCUGUUGUUGAAUAGCAUAACUUCAGGUGGUGUGCUUGUGCUGUAGCGUUCAGCCGGUGUGUGUGUGUGUGUGUGUGUGCGCGUGUGUGUGCGCGUGUGUGUGUGCGCGUGUGUGUGACACCGUUGUACCAUCUCGACAUAUAGACGACACUGUGUCCCGUAGCUCUUUUUCUUUUUGUUUGUCCCCCCCGGUGGGAUCUCGACCACGGUGAGUUCUGUUCGGCUGCUUUCAUCUUUAUUAAAACACCUGACUUCUCUCUCUUCUUCUUGUGACCAAACCAAGUCACCCGAUGGCAAAUACAACUACUACUAUUGCUACUACUACUAUUCAAUGCUGUAACGUCGUAAAUCUUGCUCUUGUGGCUUCUGCAUGAAUUCAAGAAAAAAUUAGUAGGACCGAUGUUUCACUGCCCUUGAUAGAACAAAAAAAGAAAAAAAAAGGAUCUUUUAUGGACUGUUACAAGUUGUAUAGUGAGUGAUACUGUCCCUAACCCACUGUAUUAUGUGCUUGUUAUAACUAUUGCUCUAUGACAAGCUUAUAGCAUCAAUAUAUGGGAAUAUUUGGUAGAUUUAUAUUGUGUUAUAUUGUGAUAGCAUGUACAUAAAAGAUACCUCCUCUGCAAUAAAUAUUUAUAUGAAAAUGAA
This is a messenger RNA of Seriola aureovittata, 8441 nucleotides long. RefSeq names its product G protein-coupled receptor 158a (gene gpr158a). Bases 339 to 4427 code for a protein of 1362 amino acids. Lineage: Eukaryota; Metazoa; Chordata; Actinopteri; Carangiformes; Carangidae. The transcript has 13 exons. Gene Ontology annotation, biological process: G protein-coupled receptor signaling pathway. The record is from RefSeq and is a predicted model, not a curated record. Gene Ontology annotation, cellular component: membrane. Gene Ontology annotation, molecular function: G protein-coupled receptor activity.